AUGGCCAACUCGGUGCCCUAUCUCGUCCCCGUCCUUGACUCGCUCCCUCCUAAUUUCACCCUUCUGGACGUUGGAUGCGGCCCCGCCAGCAUCACCGUAGACAUCGCCAGGCGCUACCCCUCGGCGACCAUCCUGGCCAUCGACGGCAGCCCGGCCGUAAUUAGCCAGGCCAGAGACGCUGCCCAGAAAGCCAAUGUGCAAAACGUUCGCUUCGCCGUGGGGGAUGCCCUAGACCUGGGCCCUACGGCCAGCGAGCCCGGCUUCGAACUCAUCAAGGGCGCAUGUGACGUUGCCCACACGCACAACGUCGUGAUGCACACAUCGGACGCACCUCGGGCACUAGUCGAGCUACGGUCCGCGGUGAAGGUCGGCGGCUUCGUGUGCUGCAAGGAGGCCGACAGGGCGUGCCUCAUGUUGUGGCCAGAGAACCAGGCGAUCCGCCGUACCUACGAGGUUAUUAGCGCGAUCAUGGAUGCCAAGGGGUGCGAUCCGUACGUUGGAAGAAAGCUCAAGACGUACGCGAUGGCGGCGGGCUUUUCAAGCAAUGACAUCACCGUCGGCCAGGCACCCUGGGUCGUGUCGUCACGCGAGGAGCGUGAGAAUUGGGGUGGCCUGGUCGCUCGCACCAGCGCCGACGCGGAAGCCCGCGCCAGCAUUGAGAGCGAGGCCCGUUGCAUCGGACUCGAAAUCAAUCUCGAGGAGCUUCAGAAGGGAUGGAGAGACUGGAUAGACGACGACACGGCCUGCGCCUCUAUAAGUGACAUUUAUGUGGUCUGCAGGAAUCAUUAG
Molecule: messenger RNA, 789 nt
Organism: Colletotrichum higginsianum IMI 349063
Lineage: Eukaryota; Fungi; Ascomycota; Sordariomycetes; Glomerellales; Glomerellaceae
Product: Methyltransferase
Exons: 5
Coding region: 1-789 (262 amino acids)
Molecular function (GO): methyltransferase activity
Source: RefSeq, a predicted model, not a curated record